AUACAGUUGUUUACUUGGAGACUUGACUUUCCUGGUAAAGUACAAAGUACUAAUCUGAAUAUUAGUAGAAUUUUAUCAUACGUAUAAUUGCAAGAUAAAAUUAGGGGAAAAAUAAAAAACAGGAGAGAAUUUAGAUUUUAUUCUGGUGUACAUAAAAAAAUAGUCUUUGUCAAAAACAAAAAAAAUGGUAAGGCCCAACAAAUUUCAGAGGGUAGCAUUAUUCCAAAAAAAAAUAAAAUAUAAAUAAUAAUUCAGAGGGUAGCAAAUCAAAUUUGACUAAACAUACACGUGGCACUUAUCCAUUAAAAAAAACGUGGAUUUUCAUCAGAAAGUUCCAAAUUAGGGUACACCGUCCCACACCUAAUAAAAACCCUUUCCUUAUCCUACGUGGAGUAGUGUUUAUAAAUACCAUAUAUUUCCCCCUUUUUCUUCGCCAAUUUAUUUCUGGAAAACAAAAUUUAUCUUUAUUUUUUUGAACAAAAUUUCAUCUUUAUUUAAUCCAAAAAAAAAAAAAAAAAAAAAAUCUAUCUACUACACCAAAACGAUGCCGUAUUGCAAUGUUUCUGGUGGGCAACCGGACGGCGCCGGGAAAAAUGGGGCCCGAAUUUUUUAUCGAACGUACGGGAGUGGACCCGUAAAAGUUCUUCUUAUAAUUGGUUUAGCUGGAACACAUGAUUCAUGGGGUCCUCAAAUCAAAGCGUUGGCAGGGACUGAUGUACCCUGUGAUGAGAAAUCAACCGUGGAUGAUGAGGGUGUAGGGAAUGGGAGUAUGGAGGUUUGUGCAUUUGAUAAUCGGGGAAUGGGUCGGAGCUUUGCUCCUAUCAAAAGAUCCGAGUAUACAACAACGAUUAUGGCAAAGGAUGUGAUAGCUGUAAUGGAUCAUUUGGGUUGGAAGAAAGCACAUGUUUUCGGGCAUUCAAUGGGUGGUAUGAUAGCUUGCAAGUUAUCAGCUUUAGUACCCGAUAGAGUUUUAUCCUUGGCUUUACUUAAUGUAACUGGAGGAGGAUUUCAAUGUCUGCCAAAGCUUGAUCGGCUAACUAUAUCAGUUGCGGUGCGGUUCCUGAUGGCCAAGACACCAGAAGAAAGGGCUGCUGUGGACUUGGACACACAUUACAGCCAGGACUAUCUUAAAGAGUGUGUUGGAGAGAGUACAAGACGAGCAAUUUUAUACAAGGAAUAUGUCAAAGGUAUAUCAAAAACUGGAAUGCAGGCCAAUCAUGGUUUUGAAGGUCAGAUCAAUGCUUGUUGGACACAUAAGUUGACCAGAGCAGAAAUUGAACAAAUUCGUUCUGCUGGUUUCCUCAUCUCUGUCAUUCAUGGAAGACAUGACAUCAUAGCUCAAAUUAGUCACGCAAAACGACUAGCGGAGAAGUUUCAUCCUUUUGCCAGAAUGGUGGAUUUACACGGAGGGCAUCUGGUGAGCCAUGAGAGGACUAACGAGGUUAACGAAGCACUUCUUGAUUUAAUUAGAGCAUCAGAAUGCAAGACAAGCGCACAUGAUUGGACAAAUUUGCCUGAUAAGACAAGCUCAGAUUGGAUACCAUUGAUGAUGCUGAGCACUACAAAAUCAGCUACAAGAAGCAGCCUAUCAUCCAUGUAUAGAGUAUUGGAAAGAUUGAACGGUUACUCGAUAUAUCUCUUCGGUGUCUUUGUGCUUCUAUACGAGUAUGUACGAAGAGCAGUGGGAAGAUUCAAGCCCGUCAGGAUAGGGGCUACUCUCACAUGACCCAAUAUAUAAGACCGUUGCUUGUCCACUUGAGAGACUCAUUGGGAUUGAGCCUUUACGAAAACCAACAUCCGGGUGCAAAUUUCUCCUCAUAAGCUCAGGAUUUGCUCGAACGUUGGUCGCAAUUUUGAUUCUGUGCAACGAAAAUUUACUUGCAACGAUUGCAAAUAUAUAUAGUAUAUAAAAAAAGGGCGGAUGAGAGGAAGUGUUUUUGUCCCCUUUCCUUGCUAUUGUGACUUGUGAGGCCUUGUAUUACCAGCGGCCCUGUCAUAAAAUGAGGGGAGAUCCCAGCUGAUAAUUGUAACAUAUAUAAUUUGAUCAUAAUUGUGAAUUGAAAAAGAUUGAAUAAUUAUAUUGAACUAUACUUUUAUUCUUCUAUU
Chenopodium quinoa (quinoa) is the source of this 2106-nucleotide messenger RNA. Its product is annotated as putative aminoacrylate hydrolase RutD. Bases 545 to 1726 code for a protein of 393 amino acids. Lineage: Eukaryota; Viridiplantae; Streptophyta; Magnoliopsida; Caryophyllales; Amaranthaceae. The transcript is spliced from 9 exons. The record is from RefSeq and is a predicted model, not a curated record.